Molecule: messenger RNA, 639 nt
Organism: Phyllotreta striolata
Lineage: Eukaryota; Metazoa; Arthropoda; Insecta; Coleoptera; Chrysomelidae
Source: the annotation of a GenBank genome assembly
AUGAAUGUGUCAGAUUGUCUAAGAGAAAUAUACGUUGGACCAUUUUCCGAUUAUCUAACAGCUUCAAACAGCCUCGGUGGGCUCGUAAAAGACCAAAGCCAAUUGGUAAAUUGUUUAUUUAAAUUAGAAAUCAACCUGAUGCAGAUCCUGCAAAAGUACAAAAAACCGGUACAUUCUCAAGAAGAGGACAUCUUCUUGGAGCCGAUAUCAAAGCAAAUAAACAUAAUUAAAAACCACGCCAUCGAAAAAUCGGCGGAUUGUCAUUAUUUACAAUUCGUUAGCGAUUCGAUUGAGAUUUAUUGUUGGACGAAGGAAACCGAUUUGGAAACGUUCAUAAGCAGAUUCAGCGAUCUCAUCAUAGCUUACAAGAGUAAGUAUCGAUUCAGUAAUAUAGCGGAGAAAUACUCGGGUUGGUUGGAGGCAUGGACUCAAACAUUGGAGGAAUUAUCCGAAUUCGUUUUGACCCAUUUCAAAAACGGUUUGGUAUGGCAAGGAAAUGAAAUAUUACCAGCCCAAGCGGCUCUAGGUGACAAAAACGAAUUUAGAAAUUUCGAUCACAAAGCCCUUUUCAAAGAUAUUAACCGAGCUAACAGUAGAUUAUUGAGACAAGCUGAUGAAAACGCAGACAACCCAGAAUAA